AUGACGGAUGGUGCUGGGCCAGCAGAUAAUCUGCAUGAUGGACAUCGAAAGCCAGGUGCUCAAUCACCUGGAGGCGGAGAUCGACCAGGGAGUGGUGGCAGUGGCUAUCAAACUUCAUGGGAAGACCUGACACCCGAACCUCGUCCCCGAUCGCGAUCUCGUGGACGAGGGAGAAAUCCACGAUCUCGUGGACGCAAGGAAACACACCGAGUCAAACAUGAAAGGCCUCGUACUCCCCAUCGAUCUCAACAUCGAAAGUCGGGAGGGCACCGGAGCUCCCAUCAGCGCCGCGUAGUUGCGUCCCGCUCUCCAACAAGGCAGCAAAAAGGGCCAGAUGGUACACCCUUUGGCAGCUUACCCGAGUACAAGAGGAAGGGGAGCAUGGCCAUGGGCCUCGGAGAUCACUUCAUGAAAACGUACAGGCACAUCAAAGCCGAGCAUGAAGCAGGCCACCGUACGAAAGGUGCGUUCGAGAACGCCCUCGAUGGGAUGAGGAAGAAGAAGACGGAUGCGAAGGAUUAUAGUGAUAGAUUCAGGGAAGGCGAAAGGAGAGAGAGGGAGAAGAUACGAAAGAGCGAGCUAGAGCGAAAACGACUUGAACACGAACAUCGUGGGAAGCGAAGACAAGAGGAAGACAGGAAGAAGGACCAUAGCUCGCUGAUUCCCGAGAUCCGUGUUCAGCCUCCUACAUCUGGUGCGACGCCGAUUCGCCCAUUGUCCCCUGUUGCUCACGAUUUCGCGCUCCCUGAGAUGGACCAUGAAGUGGAAGAUGAGCUUCGGGCUUAUAAUGAAGCGCCGUAUCACGAGGCGCCUCCUUCUCCUAUCAUGGCUCGAUAUCCAGAUAUGCCUCCUUCUCCGGAUGUAUCAGACGGCCCUUCAGGACCAUCCUCCCCAAUCAUCUCGCACGCACCACGCGCUCCAUCGCCAUUAAAUCGUUCUAUGCCCGAAUUCUUACAAAGCGUCCCGAUGCCAGUUCCUCAACAACCAGCACCUCGUCCUCCAGUUCCGCCCCCACCACCUCCUCCGCCGGCAUCAAGACCUCCUCCUCCACCCGGACUCCCUCGACUGCCCUCAGUGGGACCAUCCAAUAUGGCCGCCAUGCUUGGCGAUAUCCGCGGUCCACGCAACCUACGUAGUGUAGCAGCUUCAGAUAAGAAAGACAGCAGCGCCAACCCUCGAGCAGGUAGGGUAUUGUACGACGAAACAGCACACAGCCGCGAAGUAGAAGAACACGAGCAAGCUCAAGCUAGGGAAUCCGGUAGCCACUCGCCAGUGCAAAGAAACAGCGCAUGGAGCACUGCCUACUCUGCAGACGAAGAAGCAGAUGCACGGCCUGAACCAAACAGGGCCUUCAAAGACGAACUGGCAAGGAGAUUGGGCGCAGGUAUUGGCAAUUCUACAACGGGGACUCCACGGGGUUCUGACGAUAGCUCACUAACAGCAGGCUCUAGGACACCGAUGAAUGCCAAUGUGUCGCGAAAGCUGCAGAACGAAAAAGCUCCUUUUCAAAGGCUUUCGAGAUCAGAGAGUGGGGAGGAUCCCAUCUUUACUUUGGCGGCACAUAUUGCGCAGCCAGGUUGGAGUUUUGACGGGCUUACUGGGACACGAUGA
This is a messenger RNA of Alternaria rosae, 1611 nucleotides long. RefSeq lists its product as uncharacterized. Bases 1 to 1611 code for a protein of 536 amino acids. Lineage: Eukaryota; Fungi; Ascomycota; Dothideomycetes; Pleosporales; Pleosporaceae. The record is from RefSeq and is a predicted model, not a curated record. The transcript is spliced from 6 exons.